Molecule: messenger RNA, 3328 nt
Organism: Atta colombica
Lineage: Eukaryota; Metazoa; Arthropoda; Insecta; Hymenoptera; Formicidae
Gene: Surf1
Product: surfeit locus protein 1
Exons: 5
Coding region: 101-1009 (302 amino acids)
Biological process (GO): mitochondrial respiratory chain complex IV assembly
Cellular component (GO): mitochondrion; membrane
Source: RefSeq, a predicted model, not a curated record
AUACAUACACCAGUGCGUCUGAUUGAAUUCGCUAUUAGUUGUUUAUGAUUGAAAACAUAAAAUUUUCAUAAUUAUUUUUUGUAUAACUAAAAAGUUAAAUAUGAAUCUAACAAAGAUUUUUAGUUGUUUGAGAGGCGCAAAAUGUGCUCUCACUAGACGAGUGCACGUGUCAUUAUUCGGUAAUGUAAAUACACAAGUAAGAUGUAAGAAUAGUGAAGUUAAACUGGGGAGGCCUAUGGCUAUUGAGACAAAUAGAUAUCGAAAAUUGGAGGAAAAAAUUGGUCUAUAUGGAUACUCCUUACUGGGAGUACCUAUUGUUACAUUUGCACUUGGUACAUGGCAAAUUAAGAGAUGGAGAUGGAAGCUGGAUCUAAUAGAAAAGCUUAAGCAACGUACUUCAGCAGAACCAAUCGAUUUGCCAUCAGACCUAAACGAAUUAAAAGAUAAAGAAUAUUAUCGUAUGAAAGUGAAGGGCAAAUUUUUAUAUGAAAAAGAAUUUUUGAUAGGACCUAGAAGCCUAAUUAUUAAUGGAGAAGUUGUUAAUGAAAAAGAUGGUGGAAUAUUUUCUCGCAAAACAAGUUCGGGAUAUUAUGUGAUUACGCCUUUCAAAUUGGAGGAUCGAGACUUGAUUAUUAUGGUAAAUCGUGGAUGGAUUCCUAGAUGUGAUCACUCAAUAUAUAAAAUGGGAAAUAAGAUUAUAGACCCCGUAGAAAUUACUGGUAUUAUUAGAAUAACUGAAAAGCGACCUCCAUUUGUGUUCAAUAAUACACCUGCGAAAGGUGUAUGGCAUUACAGAGAUUUAAAUGCAAUGGCAAAGAUAGCAGAAGCAGAACCUGUAUAUAUAGAAUUAUUGGCCGAGUAUAAUAUACCUCAAGGUCCAAUCGGAGGCCAAACGAAAGUAACUUUAAGGAAUGAACAUUUGAGUUAUAUAAUCACUUGGUACUCGUUGUCUGCCUGCACGAGUUACAUGUGGUUCCGACAGUUUAUACAGAAAUUACCUCUUAUUUAAAUGCGUUUAGGUAUUUAUAUACCUGCUAUACAUAAAAAAAUAUAGAAAUAUAAUUAUGUGUAUAUAAUAAUUAUUAUAUAUAUUUAGUUAUGCAAUUGUAUAUUUGUCAUAAUAAUUUUUAAUUAUGAUUAUACAUUAUACUAUAUUUCUAAUUAGUUUUCCAAUUACGUAUUUCAUUGUUUUCACAUUAUGAAAAAAUCAAAAUGUAACUACUUGAUUUGUGCGAAAUGAACGGACACAAAACUGGAAAAGAAAUGUAAUUCUUUGAAUUCUUUAUUUCGUAAACAUAAUAACUAAAUGUUCCAUUUCUAGAACAAAAUAUUAUGUAAUUGUUCCCCAGAAAAAAGGCCUCCCUACCUUUCGUUUUCAUAAUAAUAACAACAAUGAUGACUAUAACAGCAAUCGCUACAAGCUUUCACUAACAAAAUCUUUAACAAUGGUCAUGGUAUACAAUAUGGGUGCCCAAUUAGUUAGACCGAAGGGCUAUUUCAAAUUUUGACUAUUGCCCGCGGGUUUUUCCGCUGCGCGCGCUUUACUCACGUCGAAUUUUUUUUGAAAUACGAUUAUAUAUGUUGGAAUACGAUUGUAAGUGCGAGCCGGACAUUGAGCACCCAUGAUGUACAAUAUACUUCCACAAAGUCAGCAUAAAAAUAAAUUUUUAUACAAGUAUGAAAAUAUGCAAUAUAUAAAUUACAUUGAUUUAUAUAAUUAUACUAUCAUAUAAUAUAAGAAUGACAAAUAACACUGACAAUAAUAUAAUAAUAAUAUACAAAAACAGAUCGAACAGGGAACUAGCAAGACAAGUCAGGGCAUAGUAAAGAAUGUGAAAUAAAAUAAAUAUUUCAUUAAGCUCGUUUUUAUGUUCAUAAUUCGUAUCUUUUUUAUAAAUUUUUAAAAAUUUAUGUUGUGUUAUAAUGAGAAUUGAAAUAUUUUGUUUGGUUAAUUUUUUAAUUAAAUUAGAUUAUUUAUAAUUAUUUUCAGAUUUAAAAUUAUUCCAUGAAAUUCGUGUGCCUUAAAGUACAAUAAGAUUGUUAAUUGAUUGUUUCGCUGAGCCUUCAUCGAUAUUUCAUAAAAAGUCAUUGUCAUAAAAUUGAUGAAGUUUCAUUAAGAUUAACAUUUUUGUUUUGUUGGUGUUCAUUAUGUCGUUAUUAUUUUGCGAAGUGGGAUAUACAUUUUACAUCUUUCGCAGGUGUAUUAUCGAGCGUACAUUUUAUUGUCGCGAUAUCGAUGUGAUGUUCUUAAAUUAGUUUAAACACAUUGAUCGCUUUCUUACCUAUAGGAUCCGUUCUUGAAGGCAUAAAAAUAUUACAUGUUUUUAUUUUAUUCAUACACGAAAUGUUUCGGGAGAAUAGGUACAUGAUAAAGAAUUCUAAUUUUGAAAGCAUUCGGAAUUAGCUUUUACUAAGAAAUGAAGAGAUGAGGAUUGCUCAACUUCGUAGAUAUUACAUGUCUCUCUUGGUUGAAACUUUAUAUUUAAUAAAUUUAAGAAUGAUAAAAUAAAAUUUUUUUAUUUAACAAUUGGUAUGAUAUGCGAUUAUAAUCCUCUAAAAAUUUAACUAUCGAAGUUAAUCUCCGAUUUUCGCUUUGACAACAUUCGAUGCACCUUUCUUCGGAAACAUCGUAUACAUAUUUUUCGACUUCGAAAUCUACUCUUGCCUUAAACUUACGAAAUAUGAAAUAGUAGACUUUCUUAGACGUAUUAAUUGUGCUAACUUUAUAUUUGCUAGAUAUACUAUUCAUGCGACGUCUUCGCAACGACUUUGAACAUUGAAGGCAAGUCGCAUAUCGAUUCUCUCGAUCAUCGUACCUUUAUUGAUCCCUCACAUAUUCCUAAGGAUAUGUCCUUAUAUGCUAUUAUCGCAUUGUACUACAUUUUAUCCAUAGUGACUUUCAGUUAUACAUUUAUGGCCGUAAAAAUCACAACGACCAUUAAGGCCAUGGCACACAAAAAUUUAAAGCAGUAAGACGUAAGCAAUAAGGAAAUCAAUGUUGGAUUAAUUACUGCUUACGUUAUGGCCUUACGAACUCUUCUGUGAUUGGUCUAUCGUUUAUUGUUUAUUUAAGUUUUUUUGUGUGCCAUGGCCCUAAUUUUCAGGCAAAUCCUUUGGAGAUGCUCACAUAGACGAUCGUGUUUUAUCUAACUAGGAAACGAAGAACGUAUAUUGAAUGAAAAAAAUCAUUUUUAAUCUGAAAAUAUCGAUAUUUUCCAAUUAAAUGAAACGUGCUACACACUUAGCUAAUUAGCUCUCUAAAACGUGCGCAUUUCGGAAGAAUUCAUAAAAAAAAAAUUUACUAAAUUUUAACAAAUGUUUCAAUAAU